CACCCUAUGCGUCACUGGCCAAACUUCUCUAUUUCCUGGUCAAUCAUUCACCACUGCGCACUCUACUGACAGCAGCUUUGCAAGGGUUAUCUUUGGACUUACAAACUGUUUGCUGACCCAAAGGGGUGGUGCUGGGAAGAGAAACCGCUCUGGGGAGGCAGGAAAGGUCUCCUGCUUUGCUUUUCUUUCUGCCUCUGUCCCCAGAGACCCAAGGACCACAUUAUGAUCCAGCAACAACUGAGACAGCUGCUACCAGAGAGGGAGGUGAACCCUUCAGCUGCCCUCGCCCUGCUCGGUGGCUCGGUGGCGGCCGUGGUGGUCUGGAAAUGGCUGGGCAAGAGGCAGAUCCAGAAGAAAAUGGAAGAGGCUCGGAGGACCCGGGAUGAGGGUUUGAAGAAAAUGGCAGAGGCUGUCCAGCAGUUCAGGGAGCAGGUCCCCAGUGCCCAGACAGAUGCCAUUCUGUCCCUGCCUCUGCUGGAACUCAGCAAGAAACUGCAGGAAGGGUCUCUGUCCCCCAAGACAGUCCUCUACACCUACUUAGAGAAGGCCCUGGAAGUGACCCAGCAGACAAACUGCUUGCGACAUUUUAUCCCAGAGUGUGAGGAGCAGCUCCAGGAAAUACAACGGCGGGGGGAGAAAGGGCUGCUCUACGGCAUCCCUGUCAGCAUCAAGGAUCACAUCGGCCAUAAGGGACAUCUCGCAACCUGUGGGCUUGUUCAAUGUCUGGGCACCCCGAUGCAGGAAGAUAGUGUCCUAGUCAAAGUUUUGAAGAGACAGGGGGCCAUCCCGUUCGCAAUGACCAAUGUGCCACAAUCCCUCUUCAGCUACGACUGCAGCAAUCCCAUCUUUGGCCAGACCCUGAACCCCCUCAACCACCAGAAGAGCCCCGGGGGCUCCUCGGGAGGGGAGGGAGCUCUGAUCGCAGGUGGAGGCUCCAUCCUGGGCAUCGGCUCGGACCUUGGUGGCAGCAUCCGCCUGCCCUCCAGCUUCUGCGGGUUGUGUGGGCUCAAACCCACAGCUGACAGGCUCAGCCUGACCGGAAUGACUGGCCCAGUCAGUGGGAUCACAGCAAUUCCUUGUGCGCUGGGGCCGAUGGCAAGGGACGUGGACAGCCUGGCCCUGUGCAUGAAGGCUCUGCUCUGCCAGGAGAUGUUCCGCCUGGACCCCACCGUGCCCCCCAUCCCCUUCAAUGAGGAGGUGUACUCCAGCUCUGCUCCCCUGCGGGUCGGGUACUUCGACACGGACGGCUACUUCCCGCUGCCCCCCUGCAUGCGACGGGCGGUGCAGGAGACCCGGGAGGCUCUGCAGGCGGCCGGGCACCAGCUGGUACCAUUUUCUCCACCUCGGAUCCAUUAUGUCAUGAAACUGUUUAUGAAGACCUUUUUUGCUGAUGGAGGCCAUGCUUGGUUGGAUGUGUUCACAGGAAAUAUUGUAGAUCCCACUUUGAAAUCACAGGUGAAUUCCUGCAAGAUCCCAAGGCUGGGGAAGAAGCUGCUGGCUCUAAUUCUUAAACCUCUGUUUCCCUGCCUGGCUGACUACCUGAGCAGCUUGUGUGGAAUGAGGUCAGUGAAGGAGAUGUGGAAUCAUAACCAUGAAAUACAGGUGUACCGUGCUGAGUUCAUCGCCCGGUGGAUGGAACUCCAGCUGGACGUUGUGCUGUGCCCUGUCCUGGGACCUGCCUUCAACCCAGGAUAUGCUGGGAAACUCUUGAAUGCCGUCUCCUCCACGAUGCUGUACAACUUCUUGAACUUCCCCGCUGGGGUUGUACCCGUCAGCACGGUGACAGAAGCUGAUGAGGAAGAGCUAAAGCUUUACCGAGGGUGCUGCAAUGACCCUUGGGACCAGACACUGAAACAGGCUGUGACAGGAGCCGUGGGGCUGCCCGUGGCCGUGCAGUGCGUGGCCUUGCCGUGGCAGGAGGAGCUGUGCCUCCGCUUCAUGAAGGAGGUGGAGACCCUCAGCCGUCGGAGGAGAGCCACGUAGCGUCCACGGUCCCACGCCUGCAGGGCUGGGGGAGAAAGGGACAGCGCUGCAGGAUUUCUCUUUUGCAAUCGGAAGCACAAAGAUGAUGGCGAGGAGAGAAGGAGGAAGGAAAAGCCAUUUCUUGCCCACGCUCCUCGCCAAUGAGCACAGAUCCUGUACAGAAUCGAGAUGCCAUGAAGACAGCACAACCGGCUUCAGUUCGGUUCAAAUGCUGAUAAAUCUAUGAACUGCACCUUCCUGUAAGGAUGGACAUAUGGACUAGGGGGGGUUCACUUUCAUUUUCGUCUAUGCUGCCUCUUGCGGCAGCAGAGUGAUGCUGAGAGAAAAGAAUUACAGCAGCUCAAUGGUAUUUUCUUGCUGGCAUUGGAGUAACUUCAUAUGGAUGUAACUAUGGGCUGCCCUGCAAGGAAUACAGCCACAUCUACCCUCCCCAUUGCUGUAUUUUGCUCAUAAAAAUAAAAAUGUAGCUAUUAAGCACCUCCAGUAA
Messenger RNA from Columba livia (rock pigeon), 2470 nucleotides. RefSeq names its product vitamin D3 hydroxylase-associated protein. NCBI's taxonomy places the organism in Eukaryota, Metazoa, Chordata, Aves, Columbiformes, Columbidae. Gene Ontology annotation, biological process: fatty acid catabolic process. Bases 223 to 1983 code for a protein of 586 amino acids. Gene Ontology annotation, molecular function: amidase activity; fatty acid amide hydrolase activity. The record is from RefSeq and is a predicted model, not a curated record. The transcript has 15 exons.